CCGACGUCGGCCUUUUUUUUUUUUUCCCUGGGUGCCAAGAAAAGAAAAGAGUCACAACCGUGUCGGAGCAGCAUCAUAAUCUAACCCAAUCGUAGUGACUCAAAACAACUACUACACCUGCGACAGGCCAGGUGUCUUUCCAUACAUACUCAAGAAGUCACCGGGGCUCGAUCGUGCAUCAAUACGCCUGCUCUUUCUCGAAUCCUUCGUCCUUGUUCUUCCACAAUGGCUGCGACUUCCUUCGUCAUCCGGACUCCCUGUUCUUCCGCCAACAUCGGACCUGGUUUCGAUGUGAUCGGUCUGGCAUUGUCACUGUACAUGGAGCUCCAUGUCACAGUUGAUACCUCAAAAUCAUCCCAAGAGCCACUCAACUGUCUCAUUACUUAUGACGACCAGAGCAACAGUACCGAGAAGAUCAGCUUGGACCCGGAGGUGAACCUGAUAACCCGCGUAGCACUAUACGUACUUAGAUGCCAUAACCAGAGGGCAUUCCCUGCUGAGACCCGUGUGCAUAUCGUAAACCCGAUCCCUCUGAGUCGGGGUCUCGGUUCGUCGGGCACUGCUGUUGUGGCUGGUGUAAUGCUGGGAAAUGAGGUAGGUAAGCUUGGUCUCAGCAAGGAUCGGCUCUUGGAUUAUUGCUUGAUGAUCGAACGACACCCCGACAAUGUCGCUGCCACUCUCUUCGGAGGCUUCGUUGGCACCUACCUUAACGAGCUGGCGCCCGAAGACGUAGCGCGCAAGGAGAUCCCUCUCAGUGAAGUCCUUCCCGCUCCGGCCGGUGGCAUUGACACCGGAAAGAGGCCCCCCGAGCCCCCUCUCGGAAUCGGCCAUUACAGAAAGUUUCAAUGGGCCAAAGAGAUCAAGGCAAUUGCUAUCAUCCCCGACUUUGUGGUGCCAACUGCCAAUGCCCGAAAUGUUUUGCCUGCUUCCUAUUCGAGAGCGGACGUUGUCUUCAACCUCCAACGCGCUGCCUUGCUCCCUGCAGCUUUGGGCAGCUCUCCGCCGGAUCCAGAUACCAUCUACCUGGCCAUGCAAGAUAAGGUCCACCAACCAUACAGACAGACUCUUAUCCCCGGCUUAACGGAGAUUCUUCAAUCAAUGAACCCACGUACGCAACCGGGUCUCCUCGGAAUCUGCCUGUCAGGUGCGGGGCCAACCAUCCUGGCCCUGGCGACAGAUAGAUUCGAGGAGAUUGCAGAGCGCAUCAUCUCUCGGUUUGCUUCCAAUGACAUCGCCUGUCAGUGGAAGCUGCUCGAGCCCGCUCAGGAGGGUACCACCGUGCAAUAUUAAGAAUCAUAUUCCGGCUGCAAUAAGAUGAAAUUUCCUCGAUUAAGUACAGGAAUAAAGUGAUGGGGAUGAAGAUGACCGCUAUUUUUGAUGAACAUGGUUCCAUGGAGAAAUGCUUGGGAGUCCUUUUCUAUAUUUGGUAAAUAUAAUAGAUGUGCCUCCCAGUAAUCGCUCAUGCUCAUAUAUCCCUGUAUUUUUCUUUUCCCGUCAGCCUCUAGCAUGUCAAUCUUAGAAAGUCGGAUCAAC
Aspergillus sclerotioniger CBS 115572 is the source of this 1533-nucleotide messenger RNA. RefSeq names its product homoserine kinase. Lineage: Eukaryota; Fungi; Ascomycota; Eurotiomycetes; Eurotiales; Aspergillaceae. Gene Ontology annotation, molecular function: homoserine kinase activity; ATP binding. The transcript has 3 exons. The coding region runs from base 226 to 1290 and encodes 354 amino acids. The record is from RefSeq and is a predicted model, not a curated record. Gene Ontology annotation, biological process: L-threonine metabolic process.